AUGGAAGAAAGUGAUGAACAGCCUAUCUCGUUAGGGAAGCAGGAAAUUAGAAGGAGAAGGCGACCCAGCCAACCAAUGGUAGAUAAGUCACAGCAGACUGAAGCAACAGAAAAAAAGAAACCCACGGCUGUAGUACAACUUCCUGCCCCCAAAGGUACCUUCAGUAUUGAUAAUAUUUCUGGAAGCAAAAGCACCUACUCUGCAAAGGAAUAUGAGCCUGUAAGACUGUCCUCUCAACUUCAGAAAACUUGGGUGAAGAGAAAGUGUGGCCAGAUAGUGACUGACAAAUCAUUGCAGACAGACACUGCUGUUGAAGAAAAACUGGAAGUCAUAUUCAUUGAUAAAUCACUUACACUUGAAGAAAACCCAGAAACAGCUCCAGAAUUGCCACUGAGUGUUCGAAAUGCAGAGAUUCCAACAAGCAGAACCUGCACUCAUCUUACAGACAAAUCUCAGCAGACCAGCUGUACUGGUGACUGGAGUGUGGUGAAUAUUUGCCCAAAAGCUAAAACAGACAAAGAACAACAGACCUACUUCAGUGAGUUAGAAAUUACUGUCAUGUCUAUGCCAGGUAGCUCUUUGAGUAAACCAAAGGAAGAAGUAGUACCUGUUGAAAUAAAGGCUUCUCUUGAAAUAGAUGUACUGUCAACUGAAAAAGUCUCUAAUGCCAUGAUGUCUUUUACUGAAGGGGAGAUUUCUGCUGAAUUUCAGGCCCUACCAGCUGAUGAAGCCACAGCUAAAGCAAUGCUCUUCCUUACAGAGGAGAUGCCUAGCCUCAUACCGUCUCCACUUGAAGAGACCUCUGCAGUUGAGACAGACACUUCAACUAUGAGAGUUGCUGUGAAAAUACAACCUCCAUCAAAUGUCGAGCUUCAUUCUGUACAGAGCUCUCUGUCAAUGCAAGAGGCUCUUGCACGUGAGCCUUCUGAUCAACAGAAUCCUGAAGAUGUUAAGGUGGCUCCUUCAGAACUUUCUACUGAAGUUCUGGUUCCAUUCACAGAAGAGGUGCUUGGGAAUAUUCAAGCUUCAGCAGUUGAGAGUCUCUGUGAAGAAACCUUGGGUAGUGUAGAACCUACUCCUGGUGAUGUGCAACCUCCACCAUCUGAUGAUGCAUGUAGUGAAGUUCUUUAUGGAUUAGAGUCACCACCAGAUAAGCAGUCAGUAGAAGAGGACUCUGCAGAAGUUGUUCCUUUACUAAAUGAGGAACUUCCUACAGAUGAGGUCUUUGCAGGAGGUCAGCCUCCAUCAACAGAGGAUGCUCUCGAAGAAGUAUGCUCUGCAGAAGAAGUUCUGCCUCCACCAACUGAAGACGAACCUGAAGAAGAAACCUGUGCAGAAAUUCAGGCUCUACCAGCUGAGGAAGCCCCUGGAGAAGAGACUCCUGCAGAAAGUCCACCUCCACAAACUGAGGAGAGCCCUGCAGAAGCUCCAUGUCCACCAGCAGAGGAGAUCCCUGUAGAAGCUCCAUGUCCACCAGCAGAGGAGAUCCCUGCAGAAGCUCCAUGUCCACCAGCAGAGGAGAUCCCUGCAGAAGCUCCAUGUCCACCAGCAGAGGAGAUCCCUGCAGAAGCUCCAUGUCCACCAGCAGAGGAGAUCCCUGCAGAAGCUCCAUGUCCACCAGCAGAGGAGAUCCCUGCAGAAGCUCCAUGUCCACCAGCAGAGAAGAUCCCUGAAGAAGCUCCAUCUCCACCAGCAGAGGAGAUCCUUGCAGAAGCUCCAUGUCCACCAGCAGAGAAGAUCUCUGAAGAAGCUCCAUGUCCACCAGCAGAGGAGAUCCCUGCAGAAGCUCCAUGUCCACCAGCAGAGGAGAUCCCUGCAGAAGCUCCAUGUCCACCAGCAGAGGAGAUCCCUGCAGAAGCUCCAUGUCCACCAGCAGAGAAGAUCCUUGCAGAAGCUCCAUGUCCACCAGCAGAGAAGAUCCCUGAAGAAGCUCCAUGUCCACCAGCAGAGGAGAUCCCUGAAGAAGCUCCAUCUCCACCAGCAGAGGAGAUACCUGCAGAAGCUCCAUGUCCACCAGCAGAAGAGAUCCCUGCAGAAGCUCCAUCUCCACCAGCAGAAGAGAUCCCUACAGAAGCUCCACCUCCACCAGCUGAGGCAAGCCCUGUGGAGGUCCUAUCUCUGUCAGGUAAGUCUUCAGCAGAAGAGGCCUCUGCAGAAGUUCAGCCUUCAUCUCUUGAGGGGGUUCAUCUAGAAGGUAUUCCUCUAGAAAAAGAAGUUGUGAUUCUACAAGCUGAAGAGAUCCCUCUAGAAGAUUUAUCUGAAGACGUGCAACCACUGCCACUUGAGAAGGAGAAUGUUGCAGAAGGGAUCCCAGUUGAACUUUAUGCUCUUCAAGUUGAAGAAUACCCUGCAGGAGAGACCACUGUUGAAGGCCAGCCUUCAUCAUUUGAGGGUGCUCCAACAGAAGACCCCCUUACUGAAGCUCCGCUUCCAGCGGCUGAGGCAAGCCCUGCAGAAGAGACUCCCAUAGAAGAGGCACCAGCUGAAGUUCAGUCUCUACUAGCUGAGGAGGUCUUUACUGAAGUAGUCACAAUGGAAGAUGCCCCUGCAAGUGAAGCUGGGUCUCCUUCAUCUGAGGGGGCUCCUACAGAAGAAGCCCAAUUGACAUCAGCUGAAGAGAUCCCUGGAAAACCUUCUGCUGAUGUUCAACCUCCACCACCCGAGACCCCUGCAGAAGAGUCUCCCGUUGUUAAACAGCCUUCAAAAACUGAUGUGGUUCCUACACAAGAGCUUCCUGUGGAAGAGAAGCCUGCUGAUGAUCCACUUCCACCUUCUGUACAAACCCCUAAAGAUAAGGAUCUACCAAAAGAUGCUGAGGUAUCAAGCAUCUCAGACAAAGAAUUAGAUCCUGCUACUUCGACAGGUGGUAAAACACGGGAAACACCGGGAGUGUCUAGGAAAAAAGAUGAUCAGUUCUCCACUUUCAAAAUAGAAGGUACCAUUAAAAUAGAAUUAAAGAGCUCCAUCUCCUGA
Molecule: messenger RNA, 2973 nt
Organism: Meriones unguiculatus (Mongolian gerbil)
Lineage: Eukaryota; Metazoa; Chordata; Mammalia; Rodentia; Muridae
Gene: Fscb
Product: fibrous sheath CABYR binding protein
Exons: 1
Coding region: 1-2973 (990 amino acids)
Biological process (GO): negative regulation of protein sumoylation
Cellular component (GO): sperm principal piece; sperm fibrous sheath
Molecular function (GO): calcium ion binding
Source: RefSeq, a predicted model, not a curated record